AUGGUGAAGGCUGUUGCUGUUCUGACUAGCAGUGAAGGCGUCAAAGGCACCGUCAACUUUAACCAAGAAGGAGAUGGCCCAACUACUGUAACUGGAAGCGUUUCUGGUCUUAAGCCAGGCCUUCAUGGAUUCCAUGUUCAUGCCCUUGGAGACACCACAAAUGGUUGCAUGUCAACUGGGCCACAUUUCAAUCCCGCAGGCAAAGAGCAUGGUGCCCCUGCGGAUGAGAAUCGUCAUGCUGGUGAUUUGGGAAACAUCACUGCUGGUGAUGACGGCACUGCUACUUUCACAAUCAUCGACGGCCAGAUUCCUCUUACUGGACCAAAUUCCAUUGUUGGAAGGGCUGUUGUUGUUCAUUCAGAUCCUGAUGAUCUUGGCAAGGGAGGACACGAACUUAGCAAAACCACUGGCAAUGCUGGCGGCAGAGUAGCAUGCGGUGUUAUUGGUUUGCAAGGCGAUUCCCUUGUGCAUAAAAGCAAGGAUGCCAUUGGAAAAUUUCCACCGAAAACAACUCGUGUAACAGUAGAUUUGCCUCCCUCCAAGCUUGAUUUGGGCUUUUCCAAAUCUCAUCUUCCGCAAGGAUUUGCCCGCUCUGGUCGUGAUUCAUGA
This is a messenger RNA of Dovyalis caffra, 609 nucleotides long. NCBI's taxonomy places the organism in Eukaryota, Viridiplantae, Streptophyta, Magnoliopsida, Malpighiales, Salicaceae. The record is from the annotation of a GenBank genome assembly.